CAUCAAUGAGUGACGACUGGAGAAUCGGAGACGCUGCAUGCUUCCGCUUGAUGUCAUUGCUUUUUACACUUGAUAAAAAUACUCAGGUCCUUCAUCUUCACCAACUCGUGUCUUCAUUCUGCUUCCAAUUCGCCAGCAGUAACUGUCCUCACAUCGUGCCACAGCGUCCACAUCAGUGACAUCACCACCAUCAAGAUGGCACCCACCAGCAUCACGAGCACCCUGAACAUGGGCAACUCGGUCAAGAUCCCCCAGAUCGGGUUUGGAGUCUACCAAUCGCUAAAUGAUACUUGCGUGAAAUCCUGCCUCACUGCGCUCGAGCUGGGCUACCGCCACAUCGACACGGCGCAGUACUAUGAGAACGAGGAGGAGGUGGGCCAGGCCGUCCAGAAAUCAGGCCUUCCCCGCAAGGACGUCUUCCUGACGACCAAGAUCCUCACGGCGGGUGGAUCCGUCGACAAGAGCUACGAGAGCUGCGUGAAGAGCGUGAAGAAGCUCGACCCAUCGCCAGGUGAGACUGGGUACGCCGACUUGUUCCUCAUCCACAAUGCGGCCUUUGGCGCGGCCAAGAGGAAGGAGGUCUGGCUCGCGCUCGAGAAGCUCUACAGCGAAGGAAAGGCAAAGAGCAUCGGCGUGAGCAACUACGGCAUCCAGCACAUUGAGGAGAUGAAGCAGUUUGCGCAGGUCUGGCCGCCACACGUCAACCAGAUUGAGCUCCAUCCAUGGGCGCAGCAACGCGAAAUUGUUGACUACUGCCAGAGGAACGGCAUCGUGAUUGAGGCGUACUGCCCCAUCGUGCGCAACACCAAAGCCGAGGAUCCUACACUGGUCAAGAUCUCGGAGAAGCACAACGUGUCUCCGAACCAGGUCUUGAUUCGAUGGUCUUUGCAAAAGGGGUUCGUGCCGUUGCCCAAGAGCGACAAUGCUGGUCGCAUUAAGCAAAAUGCCGAUGUCUUCGGCUUCGCUCUGGAUCAGGACGACAUGAGCGCUCUGGACAGCCUCGAUCAGGGGCGCAAGGGAGCUGUCGUCAUGACGGUGGACAACUAAGCACGCUCGCAAAAUUUUUUAGAACAAAAAUGCUUAGUGCACUGAAGCUGUAAUAAAGGCUGCUACUCUUUUCAAGCAGCUGAUCCCCUCGUGUCAUCUUGGGAACCAGCUUCAACAUGCUCGGAAGAAAUUGACUCGGACCGAAAGAGGGCGAACACUAGGGGUCUCGGCUAGGUUGAUUAAUACACUUUAAGCUACGAAAGUCUGCCCUGUUUCUCGUAGUAUCAAAGUCAAAAUAAGAUUUCAG
This is a messenger RNA of Emericellopsis atlantica, 1294 nucleotides long. Its product is annotated as NADP-dependent oxidoreductase domain-containing protein. Lineage: Eukaryota; Fungi; Ascomycota; Sordariomycetes; Hypocreales; Bionectriaceae. Gene Ontology annotation, molecular function: oxidoreductase activity. The transcript is spliced from 2 exons. The coding region runs from base 196 to 1047 and encodes 283 amino acids. The record is from RefSeq and is a predicted model, not a curated record.